Molecule: messenger RNA, 252 nt
Organism: Babesia bigemina
Lineage: Eukaryota; Apicomplexa; Aconoidasida; Piroplasmida; Babesiidae
Exons: 1
Coding region: 1-252 (83 amino acids)
Source: RefSeq, a predicted model, not a curated record
AUGGAUAAAUCGGCAAGUUUAGAUUCAAUGUCUAAUACGACCCAGAGCAACAAGGUAAACGCAAUUUCAAUAUGUGUCGAAAUAACGAGUUUCUGCAGACGCACCGAAGGAGUGGACAUGGCCCUAAGUGUGGAAAGAAAGCGGAGAGGCCGGACAACAGGGCCACCCCACAGUCAAGGCCAGGGAACGAUCCCCGCAUUAGCCCAGGGGGAGAGGCUCACCACGACAUACUACGGAAAGAGGUCCGUGUAG